Ailuropoda melanoleuca (giant panda) is the source of this 2539-nucleotide messenger RNA. RefSeq names its product NFKB inhibitor like 1 (gene NFKBIL1). Bases 118 to 1260 code for a protein of 380 amino acids. NCBI's taxonomy places the organism in Eukaryota, Metazoa, Chordata, Mammalia, Carnivora, Ursidae. Gene Ontology annotation, biological process: negative regulation of toll-like receptor signaling pathway; negative regulation of canonical NF-kappaB signal transduction. Gene Ontology annotation, cellular component: nucleus. The transcript has 4 exons. The record is from RefSeq and is a predicted model, not a curated record.
CAUUUCCGCCAGCCUAGAAUGUCUCCGCCCUUCCCGCCUCCCUUCCUCCGAGCGUCUUAAACACAGGCCUCGGGCCUACAGCUCUGGGGGUACUUAGGGGGGCGGGGGGCAGGUCUGAUGAGUAACCCCUCCCCCCAGGUCCCAGAGGGAGAAGCCUCCACAUCUGUCUGCCGGCCCAAGACUUCCAUGGCCUCCGCUUCCCGCCGCCAACGCCGAGAACGUCGCUUCCGUCGUUACUUGUCUGCAGGACGCCUGGUCCGGGCCCAGGCCCUCCUCCAGCGACACCCAGGCCUUGACGUAGACGCUGGGCAACCCCCACCACUGCACCGGGCCUGUGCCCGCCACGAUGCCCCCGCCCUGUGCCUGCUGCUUCGGCUUGGGGCUGACCCUGCCCACCAGGACCGCCAUGGGGACACGGCGCUGCACGCUGCUGCCCGCCAGGGCCCUGAUGCCUACACGGACUUCUUCCUGCCACUGCUGAGUCGCUGCCCUUCUGCUAUGGGAAUAAAGAAUAAGGAUGGGGAGACCCCUGGGCAAAUUCUGGGCUGGGGACCCCCCUGGGAUUCUGCUGAAGCGGAGGAAGAAGACGAGGCCUCUAAGGAGCGGGAGUGGAGGCAGAAGCUGCAGGGAGAGCUGGAGGAUGAGUGGCAGGAGGUCUUUGGGAGAUUCGAAGAUGAUGCUUCCCAUGAGACCCAGGAGCCCGAGUCCUUCUCAGCCUGGUCGGAGCGCCUGGCCCAGGAACACGCCCAGAAGCAGCAGCAGCAGCACGAGGCAGAGGGAGCCUGCCGACCCCCACGGGCUGAGGGUUCCAGUCACAGCUGGCAACGGCAGGAGGAGGAGCAGCGGCUCUUCCGAGAGCGAGCCCGGGCCAAGGAGGAAGAACUGCGUGAGAGCCGAGCCAAGAGGGCGCAGGAGGCUCGUGGGGACCGAGGGCCGGAGCCAGCCAGGGCUGGGCCCAGGGCAGAGCACCCAAGAGGAGCGGGGAGGGGCAGCCUCUGGCGCUUUGGCGAUGUGCCCUGGCCCUGCCCUGGGGGAGGAGACCCGGAGGCCAUGGCCGCAGCCCUGGUGGCCAGGGGCCCCCCCUUGGAGGAGCAGGGGGCCCUGAGGAGGUACUUGAGGGUCCAGCAGGUCCGCUGGCACCCUGACCGCUUCCUGCAGCGAUUCCGAAGCCAGAUUGAGACCUGGGAGCUGGGCCGCGUGAUGGGGGCUGUGACGGCGCUUUCUCAAGCCCUGAAUCGCCAUGCAGAGGCCCUCAAGUGACCCAGGGAAGGAGUGAGAAACUGCAGGGAAUGCAGCCUUAGAGGCAAGGCAGUAGUGAGGGGAAGGUCGGGGAUGGGGGUGACGAGGAAGAAACUGAUGCUCCAGGGGGAAGGACAUGGGGUGGGAGCGAAACUUGUAAGGAGUGGGAGUGGGGAGGAUAUGGGCCAUCACCACUGCUCCUUGACUCCUCCAGUUCCUAAUAAGACCUGGUUCCACAUCUCACUCCCGCUGUCUCCUCUGCCUUUUUCCAUUGCUGUGGUUUUCAUCAUACGUGACAUCUCUCCCACCCCGCCUGCCAAAACCCGCAGCUCCUACACACCUGCAGCACGCACGCACACACCGAGAUGGGCUCUCAGCUGGAGCCAGGAAGGCCCUGCUUGCUCCCCCCCGCCCCAGGCAGCCCUGAGAAGACCCGCUUUGCCCACCAGUCUCACUCCACUCCCUGCGCUGGGCUCCUCCACUGUGCUGUCAGUGACUGGAGAAAUAGAUGUGAACAGAGACGAAAAAGGGAACAAAACCAGUUUCCCUCCUCUCCCCAGUUCCCCAGCCAGAACCACAUCCUCCUCCCCACUUAACACCCCCUCCCCCAACACAGGGCUUUCCCUUUGCUGAGUCACUGAAUGAUCUGAGUUGGGGGCAGCUGGAGCUGGGGGCCAUGAGGAGGUUGUGGGAGGACGGGAUAGAAGCAGAAUGGACAGAGGAAGAGCCCUGUGGGGGAGUGGAAUUUCGGUUGCUAAAAUUAGGAGCAGGGGAAGGAGGUGGAAAGAGCCAAAUUAUGUAACCUGGGUUGUCUGUUCUUGGGCAACCAGGGAUCCACACCCAAGGCUAUCUCCCCUCUAGCUCCUCAGUCCUGUGUCUCCUUCUCCGGGCCCCAGUCCUCUCCAGCUUCUGCCCCCAUCCCACACUGGGCUUCAUCUCUGGGCAGUCUAGGCUUGGCCUUCCAGAUAGACAUCUUUUCCGGAAGUUGAGGAAAAGGUCCUGAGGGGCGGAGGGAGAGGGUCUGGCGCUGUCCCUUUCACUGUUCUGUUCUCAGUCUCCACUCGAGUUUGCCAGAACUGGGAGAAGUUGUAGACAGUACCAAACCCCCCUGCCAUCCCCCAGGACACAACAGGGAACUCCACGAAAAGAAAAGAGAGUUACAGGUAUGCACUGGCCUGUGCAGUCUACAUGUACCUACAUCAGAGAAUCUUAAAAAUCAGAAAUGAAUUUUUUAGGUUUGGAGCCCUGGUCUACUCAAGAGAAUCCUGAGGGCAGUAGAGGAUAGGGAGGGAAGCCCACA